This is a messenger RNA of Gossypium raimondii (Peruvian cotton), 4036 nucleotides long. Its product is annotated as extensin-2. Gene Ontology annotation, molecular function: structural constituent of cell wall. The transcript is spliced from 3 exons. Gene Ontology annotation, biological process: plant-type cell wall organization. The record is from RefSeq and is a predicted model, not a curated record. The coding region runs from base 127 to 3855 and encodes 1242 amino acids. NCBI's taxonomy places the organism in Eukaryota, Viridiplantae, Streptophyta, Magnoliopsida, Malvales, Malvaceae.
GCAUGCAAGCUUUAACUCAAUACACACCACCAGAAUCAAAAAAAUUAAAGUUGCCUCUCCCUUUUUAUUUUUCUCUUUCAAAAUCUAGGCACAUUGGCUGCCGGUGGUGUUCUUUGGUAGGCAUCGAUGAUGGUUCCGCGGGGUAACCCGGCGAGGGGCCGGUUUUGGCCCCAAAUGUUAAUGGCUAUGGCUGUUGCUGUAGUUGUUCUUGCGAGCAAUGUAGGUUCAGUGUCUGCUGAUGCAUAUAUUUAUGCAUCACCUCCUCCGCCUUAUGAGUAUAAGUCACCACCACCGCCUUCUCCUUCUCCACCACCGCCUUAUGUGUAUAAAUCUCCACCACCACCACCUAAACAUGAGGAGAAGCCUUAUGAAUACAAGUCUCCACCACCACCACCACCAAAGGAGAAGCCUUAUGAGUACAAGUCUCCACCCCCACCAUCACCUUCUCCUCCACCUCCUUAUGAGUACAAAUCUCCACCACCUCCAUCACCUUCUCCACCACCUCCUUAUGUGUAUAAGUCUCCACCACCUCCACCAAAGCAUGAGGAGAAGCCUUAUGAAUACAAGUCUCCACCACCACCACCGAAGGAGAAGCCUUAUGAAUACAAGUCUCCACCACCACCACCGAAAGAGAAGCCUUAUGAAUACAAGUCUCCACCACCUCCAUCACCUUCUCCACCACCUCCUUAUGUGUAUAAGUCUCCUCCACCUCCACCAAAGCAUGAGGAGAAGCCUUAUGAAUACAAGUCUCCACCACCACCACCGAAGGAGAAGCCUUAUGAAUACAAGUCUCCACCACCUCCAUCUCCAUCACCACCUCCUCCAUACUACUAUAAAUCUCCACCACCUCCAUCACCAUCACCACCACCUCCAUACUACUACAAGUCCCCACCACCACCACCAAAGCAUGAAGAACAACCACCAUAUUACUACAAGUCACCUCCUCCUCCAUCUCCAUCACCACCUCCUCCAUACUACUACAAGUCCCCACCACCUCCUUCACCAUCACCACCACCUCCAUACUACUACAAGUCUCCACCACCACCAAAACACGUAGAGCAACCCCCAUACUACUACAAGUCUCCUCCACCUCCAUCACCCUCACCACCACCACCUUACUACUAUAAAUCUCCACCACCACCUUCACCAUCUCCACCACCUCCUUACUACUACAAGUCCCCACCACCUCCAUCUCCAUCACCACCUCCUCCAUACUACUACAAAUCUCCACCACCACCACCAAAGCAUGAAGAACAACCCCCAUACUACUACAAGUCUCCACCACCACCUUCACCAUCUCCUCCACCACCUUACUACUACAAAUCUCCACCACCACCCCCACAUUACGUCUCACCACCAUACUACUACAAAUCUCCACCACCACCAGUGAAGUCUCCUCCCUACUACUACCAUUCUCCUCCACCACCAACUCCUUACUACCCCCACCCCCACCCACAUCCGCUCAUAGUCAGGGUGGUCGGAAAAGUUUACUGCUACAGAUGCUAUGACUCAAGCUACCCAGAGAAAUCACAUGGCAAGAAACAUCUCGAAGGUGCUACUGUGGAAGUGACUUGCAAGGAGGGUGAAAAGGAAAUCACUGUCUAUGGAAAGACCAAAAACAACGGCAAAUUUGCUGUCACUGUUGAUGGGUUUGAUUAUGGCAAAUACGGAGCCAAGGCAUGCAUUGCCAAGCUUCAUGCCCCACCCAAGGAUUCAUCAUGCAACAUACCCAUGAGUGUACAUGAUGGCAUCAAGGGUGCUGUGCUCAAGGUCAAGUCAGAGGACAAGUAUGAGGUUGUGCUAAGAGCUAAGCCAUUUGGUUAUGGUUCAAAGAAACCUUACAAGAAGUGUGAAAAGUACACUCCUAAGCCUCCGACUCAUCCGUACAAGCCACCACCGUACUACUAUAAGUCUCCACCUCCACCGGCUCCCACUUACGUUUACAAGUCACCACCUCCACCAUCACCAACUUAUGUUUACAAGUCACCUCCACCUCCUGUGUACUACUACAAGUCUCCACCACCACCAAAGCAUGUGGAACAACCCCCAUACUACUAUAAGUCUCCACCUCCACCGGCUCCCACUUAUGUUUACAAGUCACCACCUCCACCAUCGCCGACUUAUGUUUACAAGUCACCUCCACCACCUGUGUACUACUACAAAUCACCACCUCCUCCCACUUAUGUCUACAAGUCUCCACCACCACCAAAGCAUGUAGAGCAGCCCCCGUACUACUACAAAUCUCCUCCACCACCAUCGCCAUCUCCUCCUCCACCAUACUAUUACAAGUCCCCACCACCACCAGUUCACUCUCCACCACCACCAUACUACUACAAGUCCCCACCACCACCAAAACAUGUGGAGCAACCUCCAUACUACUACAAAUCUCCUCCUCCACCAUCGCCAUCUCCUCCACCACCAUACUACUACAAAUCCCCACCACCACCAAAACAUGUAGAAGAGCCCCCAUACUACUACAAAUCUCCUCCACCACCAUCACCAUCUCCUCCUCCACCAUACUACUACAAGUCCCCACCACCGCCAAAACAUGUGGAGCAACCUCCAUACUACUACAAAUCACCCCCACCACCAUCGCCAUCUCCUCCUCCACCAUACUACUACAAGUCCCCACCACCACCGAAGCAUGUAGAGGAGCCCCCAUACUACUACAAGUCUCCCCCACCACCAUCGCCAUCUCCUCCUCCACCAUACUAUUACAAAUCUCCUCCACCACCAUCACCAUCUCCUCCUCCACCAUACUACUACAAGUCCCCACCACCACCGAAACAUGUAGAGGAGCCCCCAUACAUCUACAAAUCUCCUCCACCACCAUCGCCAUCUCUUCCUCCACCAUACUACUACAAGUCCCCACCACCACCGAAGCAUGUAGAGGAGCCCCCAUACUACUACAAGUCUCCCCCACCACCAUCGCCAUCUCCUCCUCCACCAUACUAUUACAAAUCUCCUCCACCACCAUCGCCAUCUCCUCCUCCACCAUACUACUACAAGUCCCCACCACCACCGAAACAUGUAGAGGAGCCCCCAUACAUCUACAAAUCUCCUCCACCACCAUCGCCAUCUCCUCCACCACCAUACUAUUACAAGUCCCCACCACCACUAGUCCAUUCCCCACCACCACCAUACUACUACAAGUCUCCACCACCACCAGUCCACUCCCCACCCCCACCAUACUAUUACAAGUCUCCACCACCACCUUCUCCUUCACCACCUCCACCAUACUAUUACAAGUCCCCACCACCACCAAAACACGUAGAGGAGCCCCCAUACAUUUACAAAUCUCCUCCACCACCAUCACCAUCUCCUCCUCCACCAUAUUAUUACAAGUCCCCACCACCACCAGUCCACUCUCCACCACCACCAUACUAUUACAAAUCCCCUCCUCCGCCAUCGCCAUCUCCUCCUCCACCAUACUACUACAAAUCCCCACCACCACCAGUCCACUCUCCACCCCCACCAUACUACUACAAAUCCCCACCACCACCAGUUCACUCUCCACCCCCACCAUACUACUACAAAUCCCCACCACCACCAUCUCCUUCACCACCUCCACCAUACUACUACAAAUCACCCCCACCUCCAGUGAAGGCUCCAGCACCUACCUACCAUUACAACUCCCCUCCUCCACCAUCACCAUCUCCUCCUCCCCCAUACUACUACAAAUCUCCCCCACCACCAGUCCACUCUCCCCCACCACCAUACUACUACAAAUCUCCACCUCCUCCAUCUCCCUCACCACCUCCUCCAUACUACUACCACUCACCUCCCCCACCAGUGAAAUCACCUCCACCUCCAGUCUACAUCUACGCUUCUCCUCCACCACCAACACCCUACUAGAUCUAAAAAGAUCGACCACACACCGUUCAUGUUGUAGUUUCGCCAGCAAAAUAAAGGAAGGUGCCAAGGAGGAAGGGAGAUUUGGACAUCAAAACAGUUCCUUUUCAAGUCCAUGGAAUAAGGGUCUAAGCAUUACAUUGGAGAGAUACAAUUUUGAUAAUUCAGGCCUACAUAUAACUUC